AGAACAGUAUCACAAAUAACUAAAUAAUUGUUGUAAUGGAGCAAUGGGCAGCAGUCUCAGAACCCGGGAUCUGGGUUCAAGCUGUUCCUUUGAGUGGUCGUGGCUCUAUGUGUGGUGUUUUAAUGUUCUGAAUUACAGCUUUUAUGCAGUAACUGUUAACUGUUAUCUAACUUUGCAAAAAACUAGGGGCAGAUAAAAUAAUGACGUUUUAAGUGUGGACAAUUGUGUUGUACAACUAUAUUCUAAACAUAGGUUCUAAAGUGAAUAUUUAAAAUUACACUUUUAUUUUGAUGGGAAACACAACGCUGUUCCGGGUUCUGAUGUGCGCUCGGGGUUGGUCGAUGUUCUCUGCAGUCAAACGCCUUACCAAUCGAUUGUGUAACGUAAUGGGUUUCAAAUUGAAUGUACCGCGAACUACCUCACACCAGUUUCUACAAUCGUGUCAACUUCGAUAGAACGAAGGGUAUCUCAAAUACAAAUUGUGCAUGCCGCAUGGUUUUAAGCAUGUCGACAAAGAAAUUGGCUAAAGAAUUGGGAUUACUGAGGAAGCGUCGCCAGGCCACCGAAAAUAAGGCAUUUAUUGUCUGUAAUCAAAUAUUCUCAUACUUGAUUGUGAUUGACUUUGAGUCCACAUGCUGGAGAGAGAAAAACAAUUAUGGCCAAGAAAUAAUUGAGUUUCCUGCUGUUCUACUCAACACGUCCACGGGGGAAAUAGACUCCGAGUUCCAUACCUACGUCCAGCCACAGGAGCAUCCAGUUCUCUCUGAAUUCUGCACUGAGUUGACUGGCAUUACACAGAGGCAGGUGGAAGCAGGGAUUCCCCUCCACAUCUGUCUCUCUCGGUUCAGUCGCUGGUUACAGACCCUGCAGCUUCAGAAAGGGUUGACCUUACCAGGGGAACGAUCAUCAUCCACUUCUUCAGCCCUUCAAAAGCCUUGUGCCUUUGUCACAUGGUCCGACUGGGACCUUGCCGUGUGCCUGCAGUAUGAGUGUAAGCGCAAGCAGCUCCACAAACCUGAUGUGCUUAACAGCUGGAUCGACCUCCGAGCCACCUACAGACUUUUUUACAGUAGAAAACCCAAAGGGCUGAAUGGGGCGUUACAAGAUUUGGGGAUCCAGUUUUCCGGACGAGAGCAUUCUGGUCUGGAUGAUUCCCGUAAUACUGCUCAGCUGGCAUUGAGGAUGAUGAGGGAUGGCUGUGUGAUGAAGCUCACCAGAACGCAGGAGAGGGUGAGUGGCUGCCUGACAACCCGUCCGCUCUUCCCCCCGCUACUAACCGCUCCACUGCUUGUCUCCCCAAAGAACCAUGCCAGGCGCCAAUGAAGCCCAAGCCCCUGUUCGGAAAUGCACCUGUAGAAAACAAGGAAAGUAAAGAAAACAUGGCUCCAGAUGAAAAGACGCUGUCCAGCGAAGAAACACCGGCAAAGAGAUCACUUCAGAUAAAAACGUGUUCAAAGACCAAUGUUCCACUUUCGGACACAAAGAGAAACGGAAACACAAUACAGGAACCUUUUCAAGAAUAUAAAAGCCUGGUCUCUCCCAGGACCCUGCUGAAUGGUACAACGACACCUCUGCUGGGGAAGGGCACUGUGGCGGGUAAAAAGACGACCAUGGACCUUUUCUCUCCAGUCCUGGUAAAUGCUCCUUCACGCCGGGACAAUAGCAACAGCCUUGUUCUCUGCUCCACCACUGUGGGAUCCAUAUCACACCUGCCGCAGGUCCGUCCGACCUUUGAACCCCAGACAGCGAUGCUGGAACACACAAAGGAAGGCACGGAGACGGAUAUCUCGGUGGACACGGAGGAGUGGCACGGAUGUUAUGACUACGAGGUGUUGGAUGGGGAUGAUGGUGUCAAUGCCGAUUUGUAUGAAUCACUUGAUGCAAACGACAAUAGCGGGGAGAGUUCUUUGUCAAAAUAUGUAAAUUCCUCCAUCCUCAUACCUCAUCAGAUCAAUGUAAUUGCAAAGAACAAGACAGUUUUUGUUAACAGAAACGGAAACGGUCCAAAAUUAGAAGCUAGUUCCUUAUCUAAUAACAUUAAGCCAUCUUCUUUGGUCUGUGUAAAUGAAAUAAGACAGCUCCCUCAUGCCUCAUUGGCAAAUAGAUCAGCUCUAAGAUCAAAUUCAAUAACAUCUAAUCAACCUAAAGUUGUUUCCAGUAAUAUUCGUUUACAUGUUCAAGAUAACUCAAAGGCUCCUCAGAAUAAAUCAAGAACAGGGAACUCGUCCUCACUCAUCACACACAAGGCCAAUGUCCAAGAGAGGACUUUGGAAUCCUACUUGUUGGCAAAGCCCACACCAGUCAUCAUUCAGCACCAUGGAACCAGACCAUGCUCCAAGAAACCCAAUGGAAAGGAUGCGGGCUCUUUUAUCUAUAGCGACACAGCAGAAAAUCCCCGUCCUACCUCCGCUCAUUCCCUCCGCACCCCACAGAGUGCCAUCCCCUCUAUCUCAAGCAACCCCAUUUCCAGUCGAUCUUGCCCGUUGACAACCACACGUUCAUCCCUCCAACAUCCAUCCAGACCAUGGCCGCCCAGGAUCACUGCUCCGCUGUGCGGAUGUGGACGCCGGGCGAAACGGCAGACCGUGUGCAAUGGCGGUCCCAAUCAAGGACUUGGAUUCUACUGCUGUCCAGUGCGCCGGUCGGGCUCCGGGAAUAUGAUUCAGAACGGCUGCAAGUUCUUUAAGUGGGAGUCCGCGCUGAUUAAGGACCACUCACCGGCCAAUUCAUGUGUCCAGUCUUCGAUUUCUCUGCAUGUUCUUCGUCGUCCGCAACUGUCGUCAACCUCAAGGAAGAGCUACUAACUAACUUGGAAAAUGUAAUAUUCAUUUAAUGAACUAAAGUAAAAAAAAAAAAAAGGUUAAAUGGUAUGAUGCAAAGGAAUGAUUUGUUUACCAAAUAAAGGUGUAACGAGUUGCUGUUACGAUAUGAAUUAUGUAAA
Molecule: messenger RNA, 2941 nt
Organism: Gadus macrocephalus (Pacific cod)
Lineage: Eukaryota; Metazoa; Chordata; Actinopteri; Gadiformes; Gadidae
Gene: eri2
Product: ERI1 exoribonuclease family member 2
Exons: 9
Coding region: 403-1323 (306 amino acids)
Biological process (GO): exonucleolytic trimming to generate mature 3'-end of 5.8S rRNA from tricistronic rRNA transcript (SSU-rRNA, 5.8S rRNA, LSU-rRNA)
Molecular function (GO): 3'-5'-RNA exonuclease activity; nucleic acid binding; zinc ion binding
Source: RefSeq, a predicted model, not a curated record